Molecule: messenger RNA, 634 nt
Organism: Xylaria bambusicola
Lineage: Eukaryota; Fungi; Ascomycota; Sordariomycetes; Xylariales; Xylariaceae
Exons: 2
Coding region: 157-501 (114 amino acids)
Source: RefSeq, a predicted model, not a curated record
AGCACCUUGUAGAAGUCCUGACGGACAAACCUUGCGGCCGAUCAAAACCUAUUGUGCCCGGCGAACUCACAUGCAGUACCUACCUAGUACACGUACAAAUACUGAGACCCUGCAGCAUUAGAUCGGCUAUGGAUUCGGAGACCGAAAAUCUCCGGCAUGACGGCGAUUUUCGGCUGUUUCCUAUUCAAACUGAGUACCAUAGUAUUGCCUGUAGUGAUUUUCGCUGCUUAUGCUGUCUCGAUGUUAUGUCGAGCGUAUGAUUUUGGGCCGGCGGGUCGGCGAUUUUCACGUGUGCAAUACAACACAAGUCCCGAGAUAGUGUCAUAUCUAGCCGAAGUCUUCGUCUGGUAUCCUUCACCAUUCGGUGUUUAUUGUAGUUCUCGGCGUCAUCCUCACUUUUGGACUGCCGAUUGGGUAUACGUUGUAGACGAUAUAACUCUGUGUCAGGUCUCUUGCGAGAGAGGACAAACCGUCAUGUUGGGUCCACGAGAUACUAGCUAGGCCAUGAUCUGCUAUACUUCUGUUGGCGAGAGUGAGAUAGAUGAGUCCGCUGAGAUUUGUGGCACAACACAGACCAGGAAGUCAAACUCGAUGCCACAUUGCAUAGAAGGCGCCGGUGUCCCGCGCCGUGAUC